Messenger RNA from Amoebophrya sp. A25, 1692 nucleotides. Lineage: Eukaryota; Dinophyceae; Syndiniales; Amoebophryaceae. The record is from the annotation of a GenBank genome assembly.
AGACUGAAGAUGAAACACAUACUAGCUGUGGUUUUCAUGUACCCGUAGAUGUAGAAACAUGGUCCUGCUCCUUGAUAAGACGAGGGGAUAUCGCUUUUCGAUAUUGACGGUCCUAUAGACGGGGCACCACUACCACUACACACAAUUUGCGGGCUGCAAGUGCUGAUGUAUUUUUCGGCAGAGGAGUAACACAACACAAGACGCAGUAGGUUGCCUCUUCCAGCAGUGAUCCAGACAAGACGCAGCUACUAGUUCAUCUCUCCCUCAUCUACCUCCUGAAGCAGCACUGGGCGACCUAUUUUUACUGCCGACCGAACUCUCCGAACAUUUCGCUCAUCGAUCAUCAUCCACAUCCCAGCUGAAGCAAACCUUCUCCUCUUGUUCUCCAGGGCGGAAACAGGAGUACGUAGCACCACUACCAAUUCAAUAGCAAGCAAGUUGGCCGAGGCUCACUACCCUUACCAUCCGUAUAAUCCGAUUUGUGCUAUCGUCCUUGGACGAUAUCUAAGGGCAUCUUCGUGGGGGAAGCAACUACAGCGAUACAACUCCUUAUCGUAUUGAGUCACACACAACUACACGACACACACAGUAUUUCAAUUCAAACGAAAAGAUGACGGAAUACCGCGUAGAUCGCAGCAAGCAUCCCGCGCCUGGCUAUGUUGCGGUCGGCAGAGAGACAGUUGAAGAUCUAGGUCUCGGCUCGAAGACAGGGAAGGCGAGAGCAGUAUUAAGGCUCAGCUUUCAAUGGUCACCAUUUAGAAGGGGGUUUCCUCCGUUCUGCAUCAGUGACCAUUGAAUGCUGAGCUUUAACAGUAGCAGGAGCACCGCAUCUUCCUGGAAGUAGCUUUGGGCGACCGAGGCACGACAGGACCUUUGGCAGACAUGCAGUUGCAGGGGAACAAAGGUCACGACACGAGGCAGAAGUAUAUUCGUUUUCGUUUUGAUGUUCUUCUUUACUUUAUAAGGGUCGUUGGAAGUUGACCUAAUAUCAUCUAAGAGCAUCUCUAUGGCUUCUUCAAGUAGGGAAAGCCAUAGAUGAUAUGCGAGCUAGAGACGCCAAGAACUUUCAGCCCCUAAGUAACUGCUUGCUUCAAUGUUGUCAGCACUCGUUGUGAUCUUCAUACUUUCCAUGUCAAUGACCAACAUACAUAGUACAUCUAGAUGAUGAUCAGACCGUGACCAUACAUAGUACAUCUACGCGAUCGACGUUAAAAAAAAAAACAUGCUCGUUCAAAUUGCCUUCUCUCUCAACCUCAACAUCAGACACACCUUUCUGCCACUACACGGAGAUAUCACCUUGCUGUGGCCAAUAGUAAUCCUAGCGUAAACGCAGCUGUCGGCACCCUGAGACAGACAAAAUCAGAAGGCAAUAUCGAACCCUAUAUUAAGGCUGAAAUAAUAGAUUCAAAUCCGUCUUCCCCAAGAGUUUUACCUUGGUCCCGUUUUCCAAGAGAAAAUACACGGGCACCAAGACGCUCAGCAAGAUGGAUUUAAUAGGCAAGUGCUAAGGAUAGCAAUGACGGCGCCUACAAAUUUGAAGCUGAGCACGUUGCGAGUCUGAGGGGACGCGCAGCAGGAGACGAAGUCUACGACUACAGGAAACAUAGUUGGUACAUCACCAUUUUCUCCGACUACAGGAAACAUAGUUGGCACAUCACCAUUUUCACUUUCUCAUCUACAGCUACACCACAG